This is a messenger RNA of Urocitellus parryii (Arctic ground squirrel), 3028 nucleotides long. It is a transcript of the gene Znf24, whose product is annotated as zinc finger protein 24. The record is from RefSeq and is a predicted model, not a curated record. Gene Ontology annotation, molecular function: RNA polymerase II cis-regulatory region sequence-specific DNA binding; DNA-binding transcription factor activity, RNA polymerase II-specific. Lineage: Eukaryota; Metazoa; Chordata; Mammalia; Rodentia; Sciuridae. Gene Ontology annotation, biological process: regulation of transcription by RNA polymerase II.
CCUUCUUUCUCCCUCCUUGGGGUCGGUGCCCGCAGCCGGCAGAGCGAAGGGGCCUCCCUGAAGAGUUGGAAUUCAGAAGGAAUUCCUCAGAUACAAGUUUCCAUUUCUUCUCUGCCUCAGCUGGACAGCUUUUUCAGACUGUCUAUUCCCAGAAUGUCAGAAGAGAUCACAGCAUUGGCUUACCAUGCUCCAAAAGAACAAGAAGGACUUAUAAUUGUGAAGGUUGAAGAAGAGAAUUAUGUUUGGGGGCAGGACUUUGGCCUUCAGAGGAACUCCCAGAGCCAGGAGGUCUUCCGCCUGCGUUUCAGGCAGUUUAGUUAUUCUGACUCCAGUGGGCCCAGAGAAGCUAUGAGCCAGCUCAAGGAGCUUUGCUCUCGGUGGCUGAAACCGGAGGCACACUCUAAGGAGCAGAUAUUGGAGCUGUUGGUGCUGGAGCAGUUUCUGGCCAUCCUGCCUGAGGAACUGCAGGCCUGGGUGCGAGAGCAGGGGCCAGAUAAUGGAGAAGAAGCUGUGACUCUGCUGGAAGAGUUGGAGAAAGAACUCAAUGAAUCAAGGCAACAGGACUCUGCUCGUGGCCAGAAAAUGAUCUGGAAGAACACAACAUGCACAGGAGUUCUGAAGUCUCUAAGUCACUCUUUGCGGUCUUUGGAGAGCCAAUGCAAGAGUGAGACUCAGGAGCCCCAAGAUUUCCACGAGAGAGAUGGCAAGAUGGUAGCUGACAAAAUGUUGACAGCAAAGCAAGAAAUUAUUGAAUGUGUAGCCUCAACUGCUAUAUCUCCAGGAAGACUUCUUGGGAAAAUUGCUUCAGUACAGAUAGUUGAAGAAGCUUUGGACGGUCUGGACAACUCUGAGAUGCAAAGGGAAAGUGCUACAAUGAACAAAAUGAGUCAGCUCCCUUCCCAGGAAAGACAGUACAGCCUGGCAAUGUUCAACAAGAAAAUCCCCACAGAGCAGUGUUUCCCUGAAUGUCAUGGAAUUGAAGGAAAUCUCAAUCUGAACUCAAAUGAUAUUACACCACAGAGAAUUCACACAGGGGACAAGCUCUAUGAGUGCUUUGACUGUGGGAAAGCCUUUUGCCAGAGCUCAAAGCUGAUUAGACAUCAGAGAAUUCAUACUGGAGAGAGACCUUAUGCAUGUAAAGAAUGUGGCAAAGCCUUCAGUUUGAGCUCAGACCUUGUUAGACAUCAGAGAAUACACAGUGGUGAAAAACCAUAUGAAUGUUGUGAAUGUGGAAAAGCUUUCAGGGGCAGCUCAGAGCUCAUUAGGCAUCGGAGAAUUCACACAGGAGAGAAACCUUAUGAGUGUGGGGAAUGUGGGAAAGCUUUCAGCCGGAGCUCAGCCCUUAUUCAACAUAAGAAAAUUCACACUGGUGAUAAAGGCUAUGAAUGUAUUGAAUGUGGUAAGGCUUUUGGUAGGAACUCUAUCCUUAUUGAGCAUCAAAGAAUUCACACUGGAGAGAAACCUUAUGAGUGUAAUGAAUGUGGAAAAUCCUUUAAUCAGAGCUCAGCCCUUACCCAGCACCAGAGAAUCCACACUGGGGAGAAACCUUAUGAAUGUAGUGAAUGUAGGAAAACAUUUAGACAUAGAUCAGGUCUUAUGCAGCAUCAAAGGACACACACCAGAGUUUAAGUCUGAGUAAGAGUUGUAUAAUUGUGAAAUGCAAAAAAUUCAYUUUGAGGAUGAGACUCAACAGAAGAUAGAAUUUUCCUGAGAGUAGGGUGUCUGUCCUUCCAGCCCAGUUCAGUUCUGUAAGAGGAGAUCCACAUGAUUGUUAUGAUUGUUAAGUGUUAAGUGGAAAGAAUUUUUUUUAAAUCAGGUCUUUGAAAAGAAUGGUGGGUAUUCUCUAGAAAUGCCUAACUUUAUCUGCAUGAAGUCUCUCAUCAAUACCACCUUUACCUCACCAACCCAAAUAUAACUGCCACCGUGCAAGUCCAGAAUUAUGUACCUAAAAGAGCUCCUUACAUGAUGGCAAGGAUAAGAUCCCUGCUCAGCGUUUGUGCAGUUGGUAGGUGAAGGCAUGUACUAAGAAUUAUUCAACUACCUGAAUUGUUGACUUGUAUGGGAAAUGUUGAAUUAUGCCUUGGCUUGUUUUAACAAGAUCCAAGGCAGUUUAAUAUUAUCUGAGGAAUGGUGGUUCAUUGUUCCCACUUCCCGUUUCUCUCCACAGCCCUAUGCUUCCUACAAGGCCAAUUCAGGUUUGCUUUUUAAUUAAGCACCUGCUGUGUUUAGCUAUUUGGGACAGAUAUGGUCAUUGCUGUCCCAGAGUUAAGAGUUAAUGGAAUAUACAUAUUUACUAAAUAAGUAAGUAAAGUGCAAUAAGUACUUUGAUAGGAUAAAUCCAGGGUGUUUCUGGAGUACAUGGCAGGGCUACCUUACCUGAUCUCUAAAGACUUCUUGGAUGUGCUAACAUCUCAGUUGAGACCUAAACUGUAGAAAUUAGCCAGGUCAAGGGCAGAAGAAGGCAGAGGUUAUAGGACAUAUAAGGCAUGAAAAGAAGAGAAUCUGGAGACAUCAGGACUCUUCACUUAGCAGGAAUUAGUUGUCAUAGUCUGGCAGGACAUGUGGCUAAGAAGCCAGGACAUGUGCCUAGAAGAWAUGUGUUGGAUUUUCUCUAUUUAUAAUCACUAUACAGAACUUAUAACCUAUUACAUUUUCAAGUACUCAGAAUGAGGGUAGUAGAAGACUGGUACAUCUUAUGGAAACAGGCAUGAUGCACACCAAAUAAAGAAUAUACAUUGGAGGCUAUAGGGACAGUGAGGGCUAGAGUGUGUGUUUUAUGACCCUGGAUCUCAGGAAAUGGGAAACUUCCAGGGACCCAGAAAUGAGAAGUUUGCCUUCCCAGACCCUAUAUUCUUCAUUCCCUUACCCUAACCCUCAGCACCAGCUCUGUAAACUCUAAGCCACUUGAGGGCAAUAAAUAUUUGUUAAAUUAACCAGAUUCCUCAAAAUUAUAUUUUCCUAAUUUUUACUUUGGCAGUUUUAAUUAACUUACAAUUGUUGAGGGUAAUUAAUACUUAAGAACUUUUUU